This is a messenger RNA of Pogonomyrmex barbatus (red harvester ant), 2686 nucleotides long. RefSeq lists its product as uncharacterized. The record is from RefSeq and is a predicted model, not a curated record. NCBI's taxonomy places the organism in Eukaryota, Metazoa, Arthropoda, Insecta, Hymenoptera, Formicidae.
UCCAUUCUUUACCGCACGCGUGUUUAUGUCGGUCCUACAGGUGGAUGCGCGGUCGUGCGUCCGUCCGUCCGUCCGUCCGUCCGUCCGCCCAUCUUCGUACUCGCUCGGUCCGGUUCGUCUGAGCAACCGCCCCCGCUUUCUUCGCGCGAACGGUAAAUAGAGCGGGGCCAGUUUAUUCGGACCGGAUUAAUUGACAGUGCUGUGGGGAUUUCCCGGGUCACGAAUGCAUCGUAGUCAAACGACGCGACGCGACGUACCGCGCCGCGCGUUUUAGCGUACUUUGAAACAGCGAUACGUUGGUGUGGAGAGAUAGAGCGGGACAGAAGAACAUGAACUCGAUCGCGACGAGGAUGCCGCGCGGCCGACAUCCUUGCGUCGUGGACUCCGCGAUCGAGCCCCAGGAUCCGACACCUGCCACAAAAUACGUUGUGUGAGUCGCCGGUCGAUUUCGAAUUUCCGAGCAGAGCGCCGAGCGUCUCUGUUCGCGUCAUUGUUAAAAUGGACCUGCCGGGCGCAAUGUUGCAAUCGCGAUUAUGUGACUCGUAGUCGACGAGUAGUCUUCACCGAAGCGACGUCCCGCGACGAAUAUUGCAUCGCGAUGACGCGCGUCUACACGUCUCGUUCAUAAAGCGACACUCGCUUCGCGAUCGUUACGUCCUGACGUAACUCGUCUCGUCGUCGUCACAGGUUUUUUUUUUUUUUUAUUCGAAAGUUGAUUGCACAUAUUCGCAUCAUCAUCGAAGACACCCGGAACAAGAAUCGUUUCGCGCGAAUUUUCAUCAUAAGAGUAGUCCCAAUGAUACUUUAUCGAGAAGACAUUUCGGACAUUGCCUGGAGUACUUCUUGGCGCGAACGUGAAGAUAUUCGUAUUGGAAAGACAUUAUGCAACAGAAAAUAUUGGCGCCAAGUGCAUAUGUCAAUAAAACAUGGAGAGUGCUCGUUCUACAGAAGGCAAUUACUAUUAAAGGUAAAGGAAAAAGGGACGAUGUUGUCGUAUAUGUUGCCGACGGAGGACAAGCCACCACCCGGCGAGCACAGCGGCCAACAGAACAAUUAUCGCACGACCGGCAAGCUGCAGAAGAGCAAUGCCGUGGUGAGCACGUCACCCAGGAAAUGCGUGGACGCGACUAGAACGAUGAUCGUCUCCACCAGGAUCGAGGAUCAUCCGGCCGGCGGCGAUCCUGUCGCCCGGCACGGUUCUCCUCGGCCGAUCGAAAGUCCGAAACACAACGGCACGAGCACCACGAGAAAAUCGACCCUGCACAAUGCCAAUAGGGUCACCAAGGACGACAGCCUCUACAGCAUCGACAGUGUGGCCAGCACCGCCGGCAGCGAGCGCAAGAACAAGAUUCUGAACGGCGCGAAGCACGCUAGCCUGAAGAGGGUAUCCUUCGGCUCGAGCAAAGGCUCGAUGGUGGAAACCCUCGUUUACGAGACCCCAGUGCAAGAGGAACCUGAGAUCAAUCACUUUCUGGACCACAACGGCCGUCUACCUCCUCCUAUGAUACCUGUGCCUGAUACUGACGAAGGUAGAGAAAAAGUACGCGUCUCGUUGUUGGGUCCGCAACCAUCGCCGGCGACGCCAGGCGUUCUUUUGCUGGAACCGAUCACGCAUUCGACAGGACAUCCGAUAAACAUGGCCAACAAUCCCACGGAACUUUUGACCACACACACCGAACAUACCACGCCCGCCUACCAUGCGCAAAUCAGCACGGAUAGCGGCUGGGACAACCCGUUCAGGCCGGAUGGCGAUCUCUCCCGGGAAGCCGACGAGAUUGUCGAGCUGAUAAAGGGCGGAAAGCCAAUCACGCCGACUCCAGGUCAAACGGCGCCGCCCUUGCCAGGAUGCGACGGCAAAUCGACUGGUGGUGAUUCGAGUACCAGUCCGCUUCUGAAAUCUGCGAAUUGUCACGCCAACUCGUCGCCGAGGCCCGGUCAGGAAAAUGGUAGCGCACACGGUGGCACUCCUUCGAAGGCCACCGGCAACCAGCCUGUCAAUGAAAAGGUUGGCGCAUCCCGGACUGCGACGGUAGAAGUCGCGAGGAUGACGGCGCAGGGCCCGGGCGACGCGUCACAAGUCGAGCAUGUCACUCUGAAGAAGAAGCCUAAGUGCAAAUGCUGCGUGUUGCAGUAAUGACCGCGUGACGGAGGCGGCGGAGACGCGCAUUUGAGGAUGGACCUUCCUCCAUUAUCGGAAACGUGAUGUCAGCUUUGAAGCUACUGAAGAAAUCACGGUUACACGGCUCGAAUCGUCAAGAGCGCGUUAAAGAAGAAAUGCUUCAAAAAGGAUGCCGAAACACGUCGAGAAAAGCGUUGAUACUUCAAACAUCCUCGAAGAGGAUAAGAUUGACUGACUUUUCGGAGAAAAAAAGAGAGUUUCGUCUUUGAAGAAAUCUAGAGAAAAAUAUUUGAAAUGAAGAAAAUGUGUAGUUGUGGAUAUUAAAGAGUGUUCUCGGAUUAUCGGGAACUUGACGAUAGUCAAGUCAAACGAGAUAUGUAUCGAAUAAGCUUCUUUUAAUCACAAAGAAGUUUAAAGAAAAACAGGAAGGAAUAUUUCAUUGGAAACGAAAAGAGGGCAAGCUUGGACUAGCAUUUGAAAAAAAUGAGCCAAAAACUGUCGAUGUUUGUUGCGGAGAUUGCAAUCUCUCUUAAGAUAUUUUGGAAACUAAGAUUGAAGCUUGCGGAA